CUUUUGUUGGUACCCAGUUUGACAGCUGGUAUUGUUUACAAACUAGCAGUAGCACCGAUUGGGAAUUUUCUACUUAUAAAACACUAAAAAGUGUGCAUUACUAUGAAUUCUGCGACAAAGGUUGGAGAGAUUUUUACUGCUGCCGGUGCCGCAUUCAAUAGCUUAGGGGAGCUAACGAUGCAACUUCACCCAUCUUCAGAUUCUCCAACCGGGAGCAAAUGGACAGAUGAAGAAAUAGAAAUGCUUCGAUCCGCAGUCACACGUUUCAGUGAAGAUUUGAGCAAAAUCAGUCAACGCAUCAAGGGACGUACGGUCUCGCAAAUUCGCCACACUCUCAAGAAGAAAGCGUUCGAAGAUGCUGGCCUACCGAUGCGGCAGCUGACCCAAACAAUUCCCACACAAUCGCAUCAUCAGCAACCACAUGUAUCACCGCAUCAGCAGCAGCAACAGCAGCAAAUAAUCGUUACGUCCUCCGCAGUGACACACUAUGAAGAGACAGUACCGCCGUCGACCAUCAUUACCCAUCCAAUGGUGAUUGAGUCUGUCAUAAAAGAUGAAAAUGCGGAUUCCAGCGGGCUUCUUUGCCAAACAACUGAUAUUUCGAUGACAUUAAAUCGCCUCAACACACAGGAACACGAAGCAGACGUAGAAGGCAUCGGUUCGAGCGAAAUGAAGCUCGAGUUCGAACCUGGCACGGAAGAAGUGGCCGGGUGAAACGAGGAAGAUUUUUACUAUAGUUAACCGAAGGAUUAAUACUAGCAACUAAAUGUGGCGCUACGUGUGAACGGUGUGAAGGAAGCGGUUGUUAAAAAUAGAGUAUGAUAAGCAGCAGUACGAAAAUCAAGCCCGUGCUACAAAUAGAUUCCUGUUAGGCCAAUUUUGUGGCUUCCAAACGAUCUCUAACAGAAAUAUUAGUCGUACAUAUCGGUUGUGCUCUAGCGGUCCGAAAAGAGGUUACGCGUCUGGGAGGUAUUUAUAGGUGCCCCCUGCCCUGUCGGAGAUCCAUAAUGCGGUGAGUUAUGUAUUUUGUAUAAAUAAACAUGUACAUCCUAUCACUUGAUA
Molecule: messenger RNA, 1062 nt
Organism: Anopheles funestus (African malaria mosquito)
Lineage: Eukaryota; Metazoa; Arthropoda; Insecta; Diptera; Culicidae
Product: chromatin complexes subunit BAP18
Exons: 4
Coding region: 103-714 (203 amino acids)
Cellular component (GO): NURF complex; MLL1 complex
Source: RefSeq, a predicted model, not a curated record